Penicillium verhagenii is the source of this 1878-nucleotide messenger RNA. RefSeq lists its product as uncharacterized. NCBI's taxonomy places the organism in Eukaryota, Fungi, Ascomycota, Eurotiomycetes, Eurotiales, Aspergillaceae. Gene Ontology annotation, molecular function: magnesium ion binding; flavin adenine dinucleotide binding; acetolactate synthase activity. Gene Ontology annotation, cellular component: acetolactate synthase complex; mitochondrion. Bases 1 to 1878 code for a protein of 625 amino acids. Gene Ontology annotation, biological process: L-valine biosynthetic process. The transcript is spliced from 3 exons. The record is from RefSeq and is a predicted model, not a curated record.
AUGCCCCGCAUUCGAAAUUUCGACCACUUUAACGAGUUCAUUAUUAUCGCUCACCCUCUUACCAUUCACCUCAGCGUCUGCUUUGACGUUCAGCUGUUUGAUCAACAAUCACGCACCAAACACAGUGAUGGCGGCGUGAGUCAUGUGUUUGUGAAUCUGGGGUCCGACCAUCCUUCCAUUCUUGAAGCUAUGCUGAAGGGACAAAGGGAGAAGAAAGAUCAGUUUCCUAAGAUUAUCACCUGUCCAAAUGAGAUGGUGGCACUUUCGAUGGCUGAUGGAUAUGCUCGCCUUACUGGCGAGCCCCAAGCUGUCAUCGUCCAUGUGGAUGUGGGAACCCAAGGAUUAGGUGCCGCAGUUCACAAUGCGUCCUGCGGCCGAGCACCCGUUCUAAUUUUCGCUGGUCUUUCUCCUUACACGAUUGAGGGAGAGGUGAGGGGAUCCCGAACUGAAUAUAUCCACUGGAUUCAGGAUGUGCCAGACCAAAAGCAAAUCGUCUCACAAUACUGCCGCUACACCGGAGAAUUCAAAUCUGGGAAGAAUGUCAAACAGAUCGUCAAUAGGGCACUUCAAUGGGCCACUAGUGACCCAAAGGGCCCUGUCUAUCUCGUUGGAGCCCGGGAAGUGAUGGAGGAAGAGAUCGAGCCAUAUAAAUUGAAUCAGAAGGUGUGGGGUCCGGUCUCCCCCGCUGCUCUCCCGGCAGUCGGUAUUGAACUCAUAACUUCUGAGCUUGCAACUGCCAAAAGUCCAUUGGUGAUAGUUGGAUACACUGGCCGGAAAGCCCAAGCUGUGGAUGAAUUAGUCACACUGGCCAAUAGCUUCAAGGGAAUUCGAGUGCUAGACACGGGAGGAAGCGACAUGUGCUUCCCUGCUUCCCACGCGGCUUGGUUGGGAUUGCGGUAUCCAGGACAUGAAGCUGUGCAGACAGCUGAUCUCAUUCUCGUCAUUGAUUGUGAUGUCCCAUGGGUGCCAACUCAGUUCAAACCCUCCAUCUCGGCAAAGAUAAUUCAUAUUGAUGUCGACCCUCUUAAACAGCAAAUCCCAGUUUUUUACAUCAAUUCCAUGGCCACAUUCCGUGCGGACUCGAAGACUGCGCUGAAGCAGCUAAACGACUAUAUUACGCAAAAUGGCCCCCUGCAAGAAUUCGUUGGCUCCAAUGUCAAUAUAGCCAUGGGAAAACGACGCGAUGAACAAUACUCGAAGCGAAGGCAAGAGAUCACCGACCUAGCUGCCUUGCCGGAAGGUGGCGACGAUGCCCCACUCAACAUUUCUUACCUCAUGGCGCAAGUUCGUGAGGGCUGCCCUUGUGACACCAUUUGGGCCAUUGAGUCAGUUACGCUCACUCACCCUGUAUCGGAUCAGAUCGCUGCAACACUUCCAAACUCUUGGAUCAACUGUGGCGGGGGUGGGCUGGGAUGGUCUGGUGGUGGAGCGCUUGGAAUAAAGCUGGCUUCUGACGUGAAGAAUGGAGGCCCUGGUAAGGGUAAAUUUGUGGUACAGGUUGUAGGUGAUGGUACAUUCUUAUUCUCGAUACCCGGCUCGGUUUACUGGAUAUCACGUCGCUACAAAAUUCCCGUUUUGACAAUCGUGUUGAACAACAAGGGAUGGAAUGCGCCCCGACGCAGCAUGUUGCUCGUUCACCCAAAUGGUGAAGGAUCUCGAGCUACAAAUGAGGACUUGAACAUCUCGUUUGCACCCACACCUGACUAUGCUGGAAUUGCCAAGGCUGCAGCUGGUGGAAAUUUAUGGGCUGGCCGGGCAUCGAACGUAGCUGAAUUGGCUCGAAGACUACCCGUGGCAAUCCAAAGCGUCAUCGAUGGAACAAGUGCGGUGUUGGAAGCACAGCUGGAUGGGACUGUGGGGAAAUAUGUUGAAGUCUGA